Molecule: messenger RNA, 1404 nt
Organism: Medicago truncatula (barrel medic)
Lineage: Eukaryota; Viridiplantae; Streptophyta; Magnoliopsida; Fabales; Fabaceae
Product: mitogen-activated protein kinase kinase kinase 20
Exons: 1
Coding region: 9-1133 (374 amino acids)
Biological process (GO): protein phosphorylation; signal transduction
Molecular function (GO): protein kinase activity; ATP binding
Source: RefSeq, a predicted model, not a curated record
ACAGCUUCAUGAUUCUUGGAAGCCAGCCACAGUUAGUUGUUCUCUCUACUUGUAUUUUCUUUCCUUCUUCUCCACAAAUUCAUCAUAUAAACAAAAAAUCAUUAAACAACGACAUAGUUAGUUCAAUGGAUUGGGUACGAGGAGAAGCUGUUGGAAGAGGUAGUUUUGCAACUGUUAAUUUAGUUAUACCCAAAGGAAAUUCAUAUUCAACUCCGACAGCCGUCAAAACAUCCGAGGUUUCAACCUCGUCUUCACUCAAAAACGAGAAACAUGUUCUUCAUCAACUUGGUUCUUGUCAAAGAAUUAUUCCUUGUUUUGGAGAUGAUUACACUUUUGAGAAUGGCAAAGAGUAUUACAAUUUAUUCCUCGAAUACGCUUCUGCGGGUGCUCUCUCCGAUCAGGUGAAACUCAAUGGUGGCCGGAUACCGGAGCAACACAUUCGUCGUUACACGAGGUCAAUCGUUGAGGGACUUGAUCACAUUCAUCGCAAUGGAUUUGUUCAUUGUGAUAUAAAGCUUCAAAAUAUUUUGGUGUUCAAUGAUGGUGAAAUCAAAAUUGCUGAUUUUGGUCUUGCCAAGAAAACAGGGGGAAAACAGAGUUUGAAAUGCAGGGGAACUCCACUUUUUAUGUCGCCGGAAUCAGUAAACCACGGUGAGCAUGAAUCUCCGGCGGAUAUAUGGGCACUUGGGUGUGCGGUGGUGGAGAUGGUAACUGGAAAACCAGCAUGGAAUUUGGAGAAAGAUUCAAAUAUGUGGUCAUUGUUGCUUCGGAUUGGUACCGGAGAAGAAUCGCCGGUGAUACCCGAAGAAUUGUCAAAAGAAGGAAAAGAUUUUGUUGAGAAGUGUUUUGUGAAAGAUCCAAGAAAAAGAUGGACGGCUGAGAUGCUUUUGAAUCAUCCUUUUGUUGAAGAAGUGAAGAAUGUUAAUGAAUCAUCACCAAGAAAUCACUUUGAUUUCAAUGAUUGGGUUUCUAGUGCGACUGAUUCGGUUCCGAAUUCACCGGAAUCGGAAGAAUCAAGUCCAUGGGAUUUUGAUUCCAAAUUUUGCUCCGCGGCGGACCGGCUCUGGCAGCUUGUGACUGAUGAACGGCUGGUGAGUUCGUCGGAAUUAGAUAGUUGGAUUAGUGUUAGAUGAACUUCGAAUUUUUUUUGGCAGAGGUGAAACAGAGUAAAUUAGAGGUAGAAGAUGGAUCAUUGUGAUUUUUUGGUAACAAUGAUCGUUGUAAUUAAUUAGGUCUUGGUUUGAUUUUGAUUAUUCAAAUUUGUUUAUUCUAUAGAAUGUACAUAGAUUCUUGAUUUGAGAUUUUAUUACUUGGUGGUGGAAGAGUUUUACUUGCGAGUUGCCACGAUUGUGGUCCUUUGUACGUAGGCUGAUUUUACAAUACAAUACUAUAUUUUUAUCUUUA